This is a messenger RNA of Parastagonospora nodorum SN15, 4158 nucleotides long. RefSeq lists its product as hypothetical. NCBI's taxonomy places the organism in Eukaryota, Fungi, Ascomycota, Dothideomycetes, Pleosporales, Phaeosphaeriaceae. The record is from RefSeq and is a predicted model, not a curated record. The coding region runs from base 1 to 4158 and encodes 1385 amino acids. The transcript is spliced from 4 exons. Gene Ontology annotation, molecular function: guanyl-nucleotide exchange factor activity.
AUGGUCGUCAUCCAUCCCGAGCCCGCGGCGCUCUCCGCAGAGGACCUGGAGCUGUUCUACACCACCGAUGAGCUGCUCUCCAACGCGCCGGUGCUCAUCUUCUACGGGCCGACGGCGACGUCCACACAGGCGACGCAUUCGCGCAUACAGGCCCAUGUCUUCACGCCCGCCGGUCUCCAGAACUUUGCCCGCCUCAUCAUAUCACCCACGGCCACCUUCUACGGCGCUGUCACAUGUCUCCCGCGGGAGGAACAGGGCGAUGAGAUAUGUCGCGGCCUUGCCUUCAGUCUGUACAAAUACUUUCUCGAGCUGCCCACGGACAUCAAGAACGCGUGGGAGAAGCGCCACGGCACGCUGGGCCACCUGCCAUCGGCGCCCGAGCUGUUCUCCGAGUCGCAUGCCGCUAUCCUCGCCGCCAAGAUGGUCAAGGUCGACAAUGUUGCAGACGUCAUCGUAGACGUCCGCCACGCCCUGGGAGAACAGACACUGUCGUGGGUGGAUCUCGACGUCGUCCUCCCACCGGGCAGCAUACACAAGCAGGAGGCUCGGGAAUCGGCCCAAUUCGACGAGGCGGAAGACGACCUUCUCGAACAACGCUACGGCCAAUAUGCGCCUGUCGUGAAGCUGUUUGGCGAGACUGCCUUCCUGCCCACCUCGAAGCUCCGCCGAGCACCCUCGAAGCCGACCGCCCUCAACCGAACGCAAUCCUUCUCGCGUAAUCAGAAAGAAACCCUCCGGCGCGAGAUGUGCGAGCUCCUGGACACCGAAGAGAACUACGUGAGCAAAGUGUACGAUCUGGUGCACAAUGUCGCAGUCGAAUUUCGCGACAAGGCAAAGCUCAAGUCGCACUCAAGUACGAGCCCCACCGAGCAGGCGCUGCAGGGCCUCUUUCCGCCAAGUCUUGACAGGAUUCUGGAAGUGAACACCAAGUUCUUGGAUACUUUGCGCGUUAUUCUGGAAGAGACAGAGAAUGGUGCAAUCGAAGACAUAGAGCAGGCCACAGACGACGUCUUCAUUGCCCCGUUGCGAGGACAAAAAGACCCCAUAGACGUCACUGGAGCUGCUGCAGUUGCAAAAGCCCUAGUUGAGUGGUUUCCGCAAUUUGGUGACUGCUACACUGACUACAUGGCUGCGCACGGCGACUUUUCACAGCUGCUGAAAGCCUUCACCAAAGACACAGCCUCAAGUUUUUCCAAGCGAGUCUACGAGACUGGUGAACAGCGACUGACAUCUAUGCUCAUCGAACCCGUGCAGCGACUCCCGCGCUACAACCUGUACAUCGACAAUAUCAUCAAGCAACUGCCUGUGCGGCAUCCCGCCAUCAAGACCUUUUUGAAGGCUAGGGACAUCAUUGCCGAUAUCUGCUCGCGAGAAGGACCGUCAGCACAGCAAAUCAGAGUCUUCGACCGCCUGCGCAAGAUGAUCUUGUCGUGGCCAGCGGCUUUUAACCCUCGAGGACGGCUCAUCACUGCCAUAGAUUAUGUCGAGCUAUCACCGCCUUAUCACGGCGAGCUUUCCGGGCCACACGCUACACCAGGCAUCUUUGUCCUAUUCACCGAUUUUCUGGUCUUGCUGCAUAAGCCCAGUGGCUGUACCACAAGUGCUCGCAGUCUCCUCGCAGAUCUUGACAAUCCCAAGUUUGCCGAGGCAUUCCACGCGUCUACGGAAUUGAUAUUCCAUCAAUACCUAGACCUAGCUAGUGUAUUUCUUAGCGAGCACUCCGAAGGUAGCAUGGUGCAGUUGCUAUCACCGGUACCUGUAUCACAACAUACGCAACGCCCACGCAGUCGAGACCGACAACAGCUUGGCAUCCGUAUGUUCUACCUGCAGGGUCUCUAUGAAGGCAAAGGACAGAAAGUCGUUGAGGAGUUCACCAAGGCCCGUGUUGAGGGCCGAUUCUCGGAAGUUGAACGAGAAAGCCCGAAAUGGGAGGUGCGUACUCUGCCUGGGGACAUCAGCUUGUUCUCGUCAAUAUCAGAACAGCCUCGAGAUUUAGAGGUGGAAGGAAGGAAAGAGCCGGCAAAGAUCCAGAUUCUUGUGGACGCCCAGCAAACAUCAACCCCCCUUCGAGUUGGUGUUAAUGGCAUCGAAAUAAUCGUCACACUAUCUGUCCUUGGAGAUGGCUUCUUCUUGUUGGACACCAAUGGCGUAAAUGGAUAUACGGCCAAGGACAAGCUGACAAGCCUUGAAUUUCUGCCUGUCUUGACGAAACGCCUCGCCAAUUUCUUCCACAUCCGGAACAGCAUCAAGAAUCCACCACUUCGGGACGGUGAUACCUCUCGUCCCGCCUCCUCCAAUAAGAAUGCAUCAUUCAACGCUGGCGCUCCGACCGACUCACUUGUCAGAUUGGAAGAAUCUCUGGCCAAUCUGACUUUGGCUUUGCACGCCCGUAAAGGCAACAUCGUAGGCCGAUCUGUCCGAGCGAGAGCUGUCGCGGAUGAGCUCAUGGUGAAUGAGCUGUACAAUUCAAUCCUAGAGAACCCUUCGAAUCUGGAUCUCGCUGCACAGUCAUCAGUCGACGUCCUUUUUGCUGUCUUCGAGAAAUUUCUGAACAUAGCGUGGAAAGAGAGAAUGGGCCCGGUGCUCUCCCAUGCCACGCUCGUAUCACUUCAGAUGCGCUCAGAUAGCAUGUAUCCUGGAGAAUUUGAGGACUUCUUCCGCACGACAGUCAACGAAUUUUCCCCACAGAAUCAACGGGCUCUACGAGCCGUCAUUCAGCUGCUUGCCGAACUGCUUGACGGCACGAGCAAUGACGGCGAUCGAGGCAUUCUCACAGCGGCAUUUGCCGAGAUGAUUGUACCAGCUGGAAACGCCAACGAUUUCAUCUCACUGAUGGACCGCCUGGUACAAGACAUUGAAGCACUUUUCGCGAUCCAACCGCCUGGUCUUAACACCCCCAAUUACGGAUCCAUUGACUCAAAAGGCCGUUCGAUCGCCGGCUCGAUUAAUUCAAAUACGUCAUUGAGGAAGCGCUUUGGCUUCGGAACCUUGACCAGGGAAAACAGCAAAUCUGAAAGCGAGUCUAAAGUGGGUUCGCUGUGGCGCUCCUUGAAUGCUGGUCGUAUUUCGCCAAAGCGUCCCUCAUCUCGCGACCGCCCUACCGUACUUGGCGCUUUCAACUUCGAGAACGGGGCGCCUGCUGGCAACGGUCGGUCGUUCGUGGGUGCUCUUGGAACUAUUGGCGAGGUACCGCUCACUUCUGGGCCUCCCCGCAAAAAACGACGCUCUUCUUUGAGUGAUCUCAAGACGCUCCAAGAUGCUGACGAUGUACCUACAUGGUCUCCACAGACUCCUCGUCGACCGGAUUCUGUGUCUCGCGACACUAGGCAGUCGAAAAACUCACCCGGUAAUGUACUCGACCGUGCCGGGACUGCUCAACCAAAGUCAAUCAUCGCCAAGCCUGAUGCCAAGGACGAAGUUACCGUGAAGGCUUACAACCCGAUCAAAAAACGAAGUGAACGAGGACAGUCCGUCUCUGGCAUUCCCAGCCUCAAGUCAUCUGUCAGCAACACGGGACUUUCAGAGCGCCCUGGGUCUGGAAACACCGUCAAACUGCCUCCGUCUAGUCGCAGUUCAACCAAGACUGGAGGACCUUCGGCCAGUCCACCAAAGAGACUUCGUAUGCAGUCACCUCAGAAGCUGCGUGAGAGACUUCAGAAUCAACAACGUGACAUCGACAGUGCAUCUCAAGAUCUGCAGAAUGAGCUUAGCGCCAUUGGGCAUGAGCUAAACGCUAGAAGCAUUCCACGUCUGACUACCCAGAGCUCAGCGCCUCUUCUGAACUCCAGUCCUACCAAGCCCACAUCGCUUGAGUCGCGCAUAGCAUUGAUCGAGAAGCAAUUGAAGACGACUCUUGAAGGCCUAUCGACACGCACAUCAUCCAUUGCUCAAGACGUUAGCUCCUCUCUACAAGUUUCGGAGUCGCGUGCCAAGCAUCUGGAUCAGCUGUACCGCGAUAUGAAUGCUGAGAAUGAAGCGUUGUACGCGCGGUUCAACGAGGAAUUGGAAAAAGCAACGAGCAGCGCGCGCAAGGGAAAGGCAGACGAGGAGGUGCAACGACGACUUAAGGCAAGCGAAGAGGAAGCAGCGCGUCUAAGGAAAGAGAAUGCUCGACUGAAGAGAGAGGUUGCGGGACUUAAGGCGCAGAUCAGGGAGUGA